UAAAAGGCAUUGACGCCCCCUUUCUACUUUCCAGGUUCCGCGGAGAGCAGCGGGGGGCGGCAGGUGGAGCUGAUCGAGUCUCUGCCCCUGUGGAACACCAGCUACCCGGGCCUGACAGUCAUCCCGGGGCCCAGACCCAUCGCCCCAGCCGUCUUCCUCCAAGGCGAGUCCCGGGAGGUUCGAGUGCCAGAGGCGGUGCAGAAGGCGGCGGCGGCGUUGCUGAGCGGGACGCGGGAGUUCACGAUGAUGGCCACGCUGCAGCAGGAGGACCGCAACGCCGGCACCAUCCUGGCCUUCUCGCGGGGCAACCAACGCUACCUGGAGCUGCAGUCAUCUGGCCGCAAGGACGAGAUCCGCCUCCACUAUAUUCAUGAUGGUGCUGUACACGUCGAAACCUUCCCCUACAGAAUCGCCGACCAGAGAUGGCACAAGGUCUCCGUCGUGGUGAGCGGGACACAAGUGGAGGUCUGGGUGGACUGCUCGCGUGUCUACCGCCGCCUCGCCCCGCCUCCCAUGACCAACCUAACAGCCCUGGCCUCGCUCGCACCCCCCGUUGACCCGGCCGAUCCCACGUUGAGUCAGGACCCAACCUUUCGCGACGCCCCGAUGGCUCUCUACCUGGGCCAGCGGAACGCCAAGCACUUUUUGUUCAAGGGAGCGCUACAAGACGUGCGCCUGGUGUCGGGCACGGGGGGUUACCUGCUGCAGUGUCCCCAGGCAGAGGCGGAAUGUCCUACCUGCGGCCAGUUCGAAGUCCUCUCAGAUCGCGUGGACAAGCUGCAGCAUCUCGUGGCGGAGCUGGCAACGCGGUUGACCGCCUCGGAGGCCCGCCUGGCAGCCGUCGAGGAGUGCGACUGCCAGAGGUCAUGUCGGGUCAACGGCACUGUCAGGCAGGAUGGUGCUAACUGGAAGAGUGGCUGCGAAAUCUGUUCUUGUGUGCAUGGCGAAGUAACUUGUCGACCAAUUCCAUGUCCUGCCAAGACCUGCAAGAACCCUGUCUAUACUGAGGGGGAAUGUUGCCCAGUCUGUCUGAAGCAAUGUUCGCUUCAAGGCGUUGUGUACGACCACGGAGAAACCGUUUCGCCGCGUCAGUGUGUUGACUGUGAGUGCAGAGACGGCAAGAUGCAGUGUCGCGGCGUGAACCCCGAAGAGACCUGCCCGCGCCUUAGCUGUCCCGAGGAGGAGCAGUUCACCGUCCCCGGCCAGUGCUGCAAGUUCUGCCCGGGGGUCGACUACUGCGCCCAGGGCCAUGACUGCCACGCCAACGCCACCUGCAUCAAUCUCCAGACCACCUACGCCUGCCACUGCAAUGAUGGAUUCACUGGAGUCGAUGGGCGGUCUUGCACAGAUAUCGAUGAGUGCCAGGUUGUCGGCACUCACCACGGCCACUACUGCCAGGCCCAUACCCAGUGCGUCAACACGGUUGGCUCGUACCACUGCCAGUGUGAGGAAGGGUAUGUGCGACAGGAUGCAUUUUACUGUGUGGAGCGCGAUGAAUGCCGAGAGGGAGCGCAUGAGUGCCACCAACACGCCUCCUGCACAAACACUCAGGGCGGCUACCACUGCACCUGUAACGCCAACUACACAGGCGACGGAUUUAACUGCAAACCAAUAUGCAAGACCCCCUGUGAGAACGGCGGGGUGUGCGUGGCCCCUGGGGUGUGCCAGUGCCGCCGGGGGUUCAGGGGUGCCACCUGUGAACUGGACGUGGACGAGUGUGCGCUGGGCAUCCACCGCUGCCACGCAAACUCCCGCUGCGUCAACCUCCCGGGCUGGUACACCUGCCACUGCCUGCCGGGCUACACCUCCCUCCUGGCCGACAACAGCCACCAGCUACUCUGUCAAGACGUGGAUGAGUGCAGCACCGGCACAGCCACCUGCCACGAGUCAGCCACCUGCGUCAACACAGACGGCUCCUUCCUGUGUACCUGUGACAACAACACCACCUGCUCCCACGGCUGUGUUGUGAAUGGCGAGGAGCGGCCGCACGGGGACGCCUGGACUCCACCGGGCUCCGAGUGUUCCAAGUGCACCUGCUCUGAGGGUACGGUGACCUGUGACCGCUUCGUGUGUGACUGCGCCGAUCCAAAGGUGGACCUGACGUGCUGCCCCCACUGUGAUCCCCGUGCCUCCUGCCCACACCAGACCCAGCCCAAUGUCACCUACCACAGUGGCCAGCGCUGGAUGUACCAGUGCCAGACCUGUGAAUGCCUUUACGGAGAGAUUGACUGCUGGCCGCUGGAGUGUCCGCCAGUGCACUGCUCCUCCCCUGAGCGUGUGCCUGGGGACUGCUGUGCCCGGUGCCCCAAUGACCCGUGCAUGGCCCUAGACACCCCCAACACCAACCUCACCACUGCCCUAAGGGAUGCCACACUCCCCCAGGGCUGCCACUACCUGGGGGCCGUCUACCCGCCCGGCGCUGAGUGGGCGGCACUCAACGACGAGUGCGUCACCUGCAAGUGUCAGAUGCCGUACUGCUGGGAGGGUGGAAGUCGGGGCGGCGCGGUCCGUGUCCACCGAGUGGACAGGUGUGUUGCCAUUACCGCAGCCGCUGUGUGGCUGGUGGGCCGUGGGCUGCCCUGCCAGCUCUCCUCGAUGGUGCUUCGUGGGACGGGCACGCUCCACUUCCUCCUGUGGGGCGUCCUGAUGUGCUUUAUAACUCCCCUCCUGCGGUGCUUCACCUUCCUGUGGCGGCGGCUGCUGGAGCCGCCCCGGGGGUGGGCGGCGCCCCCAGUGGCCUCGGGGCUGCCGGACAGAAGCCCGUUGGAAGCCACCUCCAUCACCCCCGCUCUCUCCGCGCCCCGGCGCCCACCCGACCUGCCCCACGCCCCCGUGCCCCCCUGGCGGCGGGCACCAGAGUCCCUUGGGGCGACCCUCCCCUGCCCCGUGAUGUGCCUCAGACAUUUGCCCCGCUGGGGACAACUAGUGAUAGUGACAUUGCAAAGACUAGUGUUAUGCCGGGCGACUGGCACCACAGACCUCUAUAUAAAAGUCCCACCUCAUGGAUACGAUCUCAAAAAGCACAAUUCUUCAGGGAGCGCCAAGAGAGGCAGAGAAAGAGUGAGCCAUGAGUUGAUAAAGGCGAGGAGCAACACAUGCCUCAAUCAAACCCCCAGCAGCGCGCCCCCCACCUGAGGGCGGCCGCACCCCGCCACACCACGACUCUCCAGCAGCAGGCCUCCCCGCCCCCGCCCCCGCCGUGCCUCCUUGGCGGGGGCCCCGCGAGGGUGCCAGUCAGAGGAAUGAUCAAAUCCUACUCAGCACUCUGUGGGAGCAGAUCUUUGUCAGUCCAGCAAAAAUUGUGCAUUACAAACCCCAGCCACACGGUUCCCUGUGUGGGGCGAAGCAAGGGUGACAUCCAACUUUACUCUAAAUAGCUGUUCCACAGUGAUUAAUAUUGUGCAGCUCUUCUUAACAAGUUGUAUUGUUCCCAAGCCCUUUGCAGCAGCAGCAGCAGCAGCAGCAGCAGCUAUAGCAAGUUUGUAGAUCCCACACUGAGGUCUGCUGUAUCUAGUCCGCCUCAGCUGUAGCCUUGUCUGCCUCUGCCUGUCAAGCGUUAGUCUUCCUCAAGUCGUGGUCAGUGUUGCGGUGGUCCUAGGGAGUGGAGCGCCCUGACUAGUGUUCCUGGGACUGUCUGUUCUGUGUCCCGAUUACCGGCUUAACGUAGACACUCGGGAUAGUGUGAAGCGGGUGCUCGGCGGAAUGGUUGUCUUGUACAUAUCAUGUAUAUAGCAGUUAGGCUCCUCAGGCCAGUUAUUAUUUUGAUGAUCCAAAGUGAAUGUUGCCAUAGCCCAGAUUACUUACCAUGAAGGAUGCAAAGACUCUUCUUCACUUGUUUUGUCUCUGGUCAUUCCACAUCCCUGCUAGUCAUGUUAGUCUUGUCCUCAUUUUGUUGCCUAAGGUACUGUCCUAUAGUGCAUUUACAACAUACGGGAAUGUACGUUCCUCUUGUCGCAUAAAUGAAAAUGUUGAGAUUUUAAAAGAGAUGCUCUCCUGCAUUAUAAUUAUAUAUUAUCAAGUCUCUAGUCAUUCCUAAUCAAUAUCGUGUAAUACCUGCUGGUUAAACUGCCUACAUAAAGAUUGGAAGUGAACUGAGUAAUGUUACCAAACACAGCAUUAGCUCUGUCUCUAUGUAUCUGUCUCAUCAGUUCUGUUGCAGUGACGUGAGAUGAGUCAGUCAGUCAGUCACUCAUGGUCGCUGGGUUUGCGCGGUGGCGCCUUACUCGGCCACCGCUGCCUGCGUCUCAGAGCCUUCCUUGGUUCAGGUGGAGUUGCACACACUCAGCACAGUGCCAGUCAGCGGGGCGCCCCUCGGGGCAGCCCCACACUACUUUUUGUGCUUAGUCUUGUGUUGAACUGUUUGUGGGUAUUCUAAAACUCUCUCAAUUCUCUAUAGAGUCAAUUCAUAUUUAUUUACUUCAGUUAUAUAUCCAAAAAUGUAAAUAAUAUAUAGUAAAAUAUCUGUAGAUUAAACUAUGCAAAAUAUAAACAUGUUACAAUUCCUGUAGUUGUCAAGUAGAAACUGACUCAGCUGAACGCUACACAGGACGAGGGUGUGGCGGUGAGCAGCCGGCGAGGGCGUGGGUGUGUGGGUGUGUCGCGGCCGGGGGAGGAGGCGGAGAGGACACAUGAGACUUAGCAGAUUAUUUUGCCUGAUGUGUUGUGCCCCGUUGAUACUUUGGUGAUUACUUUGUUUACUUGCCACAUUUCUUCAGUCAACUCCAAACAAGUGUGAAACGAGUCGUGCUGGGCGCCCCCCGGCAGCACGGGGGGGCGUCCUUUCCUUGGUUCAGUGGCACUCUGUUCCCAACAUGACAGCCAAAGAGGUUUUCGCAGAAGCAUCAGCCUAUAGUUUUAUUUGACUUUUCUUGAUACUCCCCAGGGGAUUCUCGUCGCUUUAUAUUACUGUUACUCUAGUGGGCCGCAGCGAGGGCACGGGAGGCAGCUCAGGGUGGUGUAGAUGCCAAGCAGUACGAAUUUCCAGUUAGUCAAGGGUGAUAAAGACAUAAUAAAAUAUGCAACAGUGUUUGUCAACUUUCUUGCUGAAUAACUUUGGUUGAUGCCUGUAGAUGUCACGCGGCGGACGGCGCAGGAACCGUCGCAGCGGUGGUUCCCAGCCCAAGGCCACGAAGCCCCGAGAUGGUGACAAGGUUAUAUUUUAGGGUCCAGUUGUACAGCAUUGUUUGUGAUAGUGAUUGGUCUGUGCCACAUGUUCACACAGUGUGUGUUCACCUUCACAUGCCAGUGAUAAUAAAAUACAGGAGCUUACAGUACUCAUGUUCUUCAAUGCGGUGCAGAGGGUCAGCUCAUUACUCUAAGUUUGGCGUGUCCAGGUCUGCCCAUGUCAGGUCGGGCCAGCACCCGGCCCUGCGAGGCGUGGCAGCCACGGGUGGGAAAUUGGAAUCACUCGGCUGGAGGAUCAACCCUUGUCACCGCGUGGUCCUCAGCGCUGAUCAGACAGCCGUGUGCAGGAAGCGCUGCCAGCCACCUGCUCCUUUGUUCAAUAUUGCAGACAGACAAGUAAUCUACAGGUAGCUGUUGUUGACAUCCACAAGAUGGUAUACAUUUAAUUUAAUGUAACAAAUUUGGCAGUUUUUUUACAAACUAGUCUUAGACAUAAUAUUCCAUUGUUCAGUCCUUACAAGACUCUUCCCUCCUGUCUCAUAUACUGUUAAUACAACGAUGAUGAACUCCUUUAUCUCAUGGUUUACCAAGUGCUUGUGGUCUUCAUUUCCAGAUAUAUAAGAUUUCUUUUGAACACCUUUUCAUUUCCCUGGCCACAAGGCCCGUGUCCCCUUGGUUAGCGGUGUGGAGCCCAUCUCAUCAGACUGUCGCUAGGAGAGACUAGUUAUAUGCCUAGUAAGACUGUUGAAUAAGGCUUACCACCCCACCCAGCCGGUACAUUACUGAGAAGUUCCAGACUCGUGGCCCGGAGACUUCUUCAAGUGGGCAAGGAAGGCUUUCAGAAGAAACAGGAUCCAAGUAUUCAUUGUUUAUUAGUUGUCUAAAUUGUCGGCUGUGUGACGGGUGACAGACACGCUCGGCGAGCCUGUCUGGGAAUGGUCCGAGCUUUAUGGUGUUAACGCAAAUUUGUCGUGGCUUUCACAACUUUUCGUCAACUCAUUUCAGUUGACGGUGAACACAUCACGAGAAGAAGAGGCUCCCAAAGUAUUAGUUAUGACACAUCGAGCACUGACUCCCAUCACUGUAACAAAAGAAAUACGUCAAAAAUUAUAUCGUACUGAAAAUAUAAAUACAAAUUGU
Molecule: messenger RNA, 6264 nt
Organism: Eriocheir sinensis (Chinese mitten crab)
Lineage: Eukaryota; Metazoa; Arthropoda; Malacostraca; Decapoda; Varunidae
Product: protein kinase C-binding protein NELL1-like
Exons: 14
Coding region: 244-3135 (963 amino acids)
Molecular function (GO): protein binding; calcium ion binding
Source: RefSeq, a predicted model, not a curated record